AUGGAGAAAUGCAAAGUUCUGCAUCUGUGGAGAAACAACCCUAUGCUGGGUGCCACCCAGCUGGAAAGCAGCUUGGCAGAAACUGACCUGGUGGUCCUGGUGGACACCAAGUUGAACAUGAACCACCUUCAGGGUGUGCCGGUGGCUUACGACAACAUGAAAGUGGUGGGUGAGCUCGGGGACAUUUACGACGACCAAGGAUUCAUCCACCUGAACAUCGAGGCGGAGUUCGUCAUCUUCAGCCCCAAGAGAGGGAAAAAACUGGUGGGUGUAAUUAAUAAAGUGGCCCCUAGUCAUAUUGGCUGCCUGAUACAUGGAUGCUUCAAUGCUUCUAUCCCUAAACCUGAACAAAUGUCCAUUGUACAGUGGCAAGAGCUGGGGUUUAAAAUAGGGGACGAACUGAAAUUUCAAGUAUUGCACUUGGAUUCUGAUGCAGCUGGGGUGUUCUUCAUUCGAGGAGGACUCACUAAAAGCAGCAUGCAGUCCAAACAAUCUGAGACCGUCACUGACAGUACAAAUGGAGUUGAAAUUCAAAAGCUUGACAACCAGGAAAAUGGCUUUAAUGACUCUGGGGGAGAUAAUGUCACAGAGGAGCCUCUAGGGGAAACAGAUAACGCUGGGAGGGAAAAUGCAGAAGAGCAAAGUGUAGAUGCUGUGAAUGGAGUAUGUGAUGAUAAAAACAAGAAGAAGAAGAAAAAGAAAAAACAUAAGCAAGAAGGACAGGAACAUGUGUUGCCUACCAGUGACUCCAGUGGUUACCAAAGUGACCAUAAAAAGUCAAAGAAAAAGAAAAGAAAGCAUUGUGAUGAAUUCAAAGAAAGUGAAUUAUCUCAGCUGUCACAAGAGCCCAAAGCUAAAAAGAAAAGGGACUAA
Molecule: messenger RNA, 873 nt
Organism: Nipponia nippon (crested ibis)
Lineage: Eukaryota; Metazoa; Chordata; Aves; Pelecaniformes; Threskiornithidae
Source: RefSeq, a predicted model, not a curated record